AUGGUUUUCAUCAACGCCUUCGUUGCCACCAUGAUGGCCACCGCUGCCAUGGCCGCGCCUCACGGUCACCACUUUAGCCACAUCCAUGCGCGCCAAAACACCACCGUCAACAAGCUCGGUGCCGCCUACAACGACGCUUCCCUCGUCAGCGCCAUCACCGGCGCCGGAUGGGCCUACGACUGGAACUUCGAGUCCAUGGGCGCGCUGCCUUCCGGAGUUGAAUACUGCCCCAUGCUCUGGGGCCCCAAGAUGUACGACCAGUGGCAGUCGGCUGCCACCUCCGCUCUCUCGCAGGGCAGCACUUGCAUUCUCGGCUUCAACGAGCCCGACAACGCUGGCCAGGCUGCCAUGGACCCCGCGACGGCCGCUACCGACUACCAGACCUACAUCACCCCGUUCUCCGGCCAGGCCACUCUUGUGACUCCGGCCGUCACCAACGGCCAGGGCGAUAACAUCGGCCUCAGCUGGCUUCAAAGCUGGUUCGACGCCUGCAACGGCGCCUGCCAAGCCACCGUCAUGGCCAUCCACUACUACGCCCAGGCCGACGUCUCCGAUUUCACCAACUUUGUUACCAGCGCCGUCACUCUUGGCCAGCAGUACGGCAUCCAGAGCGUGUGGAUCACCGAGUUCCAGAACACCGGAAGCUCUGACGACCAGGUUGCUUUCUUGCAGGAGGCCAUUCCUUGGCUCAACAGCAACACCGACGUCGGUCGCUACGCUUACUUUUACGCGGCUGAUGGAUACCUCCUCAGCGGCACUUCUCUGAGCCCGGUCGGCGAGGCUUAUGUCGCGACUUACUAG
Talaromyces rugulosus is the source of this 801-nucleotide messenger RNA. RefSeq lists its product as uncharacterized. Gene Ontology annotation, cellular component: fungal-type cell wall. The record is from RefSeq and is a predicted model, not a curated record. Gene Ontology annotation, biological process: fungal-type cell wall polysaccharide metabolic process. Bases 1 to 801 code for a protein of 266 amino acids. The transcript has a single exon. Lineage: Eukaryota; Fungi; Ascomycota; Eurotiomycetes; Eurotiales; Trichocomaceae.